This is a messenger RNA of Prunus armeniaca (apricot), 459 nucleotides long. The record is from the annotation of a GenBank genome assembly. NCBI's taxonomy places the organism in Eukaryota, Viridiplantae, Streptophyta, Magnoliopsida, Rosales, Rosaceae.
AUGUUUGGUAGUGGUGGUGAUGAAGGUGGAGUUGGUGGUUGUGGUAGUGGUGGUGGUGGUGGUGGGGAUGGCGAUUGUAGAGGUGGUGGUGAUGGCGAUGGUGGUAGUAGCAACAUGGUGGUGGUUGUGGUAUUGGUUGUGGAGGUGGUAGUGGAUGUGGAGGUUUUGGAGGAGGUGGUGGUUGUGGUGGUGGUGGUAGUGCUAGUGGUGGCGGUGGCGGUGGCGGUGGUGGAGGAGGUGGUGGAGGUGAAGGAUGAGGUGGAGGAGGUGGUGGUGAAGGUGGUGGAGGAGGUGGUGGUUGUGGUGGUGGUGGCGGAGGAUGAGGAGGAGAAGGAUUUGGUGGUGGCGGUGGUGGUGGCGGUGGUUGUGGAGGUAAUGAAUGUGGUGGUGCAAGUGGUGGAGUUGGAUGUGGAAGUGGAGGUGAUGUCAUUUUUAAAAAUGAAUGAUGGUAUUUUGUGA